AUGAAAGGCAUGGCUGAGGGAAAUGGCUCCUCAGGAACAGAUUUUGUUCUUUUGGGCUUUACAGAGCAACGUGAGCUUCAGGUUUUGUGCUUCAUCUUGUUCUUGGCUAUUUAUUGUUUCACUGUGGUUGGGAAUCUCAGCAUGAUUGUGUUAAUCAGGAUGGAUCCCCGGCUUCACACACCCAUGUAUUUUUUCCUAACUCAGCUUUCCCUCUUAGACUUGUGCUACUCUACCACAAUUGUUCCCAAGACCCUGGCGAAUUUCAUAACCGACCGCAAAUCCAUUUCUUUUGCUGGAUGCGCUAUUCAGUUGUUCUGCUUUGCAGCCUGUGCAACCACUGAAUGCUACCUGCUGGCUGCCAUGGCCUAUGACCGUUAUGUGGCUGUUUGCAACCCUCUGCUGUACACAGCUCUCAUGUCACAGACGAUCUGCAUGAGGUUAGUGGCUGGGGCGUACAUUGUCGGUGUGAUUGGUUCAGCCACACACACCAUCUCUAUAUUUCGCUUGCCAUUCUGCCGUUCUCACAGGCUCAACCACUUCUUCUGCGAUGGACCUCCACUCCUAACUCUGGCUUGUUCGGACACACAUUUCAAUGAGAUGCUUCUUUUUGCUGUUGUUGGGUGUAACAUCUUAAUCACCACAGCUAUCAUUCUGGCAUCCUAUUCAUCGGUCCUCAACACAGUCCUGAAGAUCCGUACCGUGGAGGGAAGGCACAAAGCUUUCUCCACAUGUGCCUCUCAUUUGGCCUCUGUUACACUGUUUUAUGGGAGCUCCCUCUUCAUGUAUUCCCGGCCCAGCUGCAGCUAUUCCCCGGAUCAGGACAAGGUGGUCUCAGUGAUGUACUCAGUUACGAUACCCAUGCUGAACCCUCUCAUCUACAGCAUGAGGAACAAGGAAGUGAAAGAUGCUGCCAAAAACCAUCUAAAGAAUGAUGUUGAUCUCUCUCAUCUGACUGCAUUGAGGAGCACCUAUUUUGCCUUCAGGG
Messenger RNA from Varanus komodoensis (Komodo dragon), 985 nucleotides. RefSeq names its product olfactory receptor 1038-like. The annotation marks the transcript as partial. The transcript has 2 exons. NCBI's taxonomy places the organism in Eukaryota, Metazoa, Chordata, Lepidosauria, Squamata, Varanidae. The record is from RefSeq and is a predicted model, not a curated record. Gene Ontology annotation, biological process: sensory perception of smell; G protein-coupled receptor signaling pathway. Gene Ontology annotation, molecular function: G protein-coupled receptor activity; odorant binding; olfactory receptor activity. Gene Ontology annotation, cellular component: membrane.